AUGGACCACAUUCUUAAAGACAAUAAAGAUGACACCGAAUCGCCGUAUCGCAAUUUACAUUUAGAAGAAAUAUCUAUUUCUUCAAAUGUCGAAAAUGAUAUUGAAGAAAGUUGUUCAUCAAAAGACCGUUAUAGUGACGAUAAUAGUACAGAUGAAUCAUAUUCAUUGGCAUUAUCUCAGCAGUUUAAUAGCAAAGACGAUGAGAAUUAUGAUGAUGAUAAUGAGCUUUAUAGUUCUCAUGAAAUUUUCACAAGUUCAAUAUCAACAUCUCCAUUUCCAUGUGAUCCUUAUGAAUCAUAUGACUGGGAAUCUUAA
Molecule: messenger RNA, 315 nt
Organism: Rotaria sp. Silwood2
Lineage: Eukaryota; Metazoa; Rotifera; Eurotatoria; Philodinida; Philodinidae
Source: the annotation of a GenBank genome assembly